UUCCAAGAACUUGCAGAUUCUACAUCAGAUCUUUCAGACGAGCAUAUUGAUGUUUGUCUUUAUUACCUUCGAAAAAAGUAUUGCUAUCACGGUGCGCAUUUCUCUGAAAAGAUAAAGUGCACGACAACUGAUACGAUCUUCAACGGUACAGUUGAAAUAGUAAAACUAUUUAAGAAGCAUGAUUGGUUCGUGGAGAAUUCUAGUGAGGAACAAAUGACAAACUAUGCUAGAGGCCUUCAGAUUUCUGCUUUGACUUCCUGGUCGUAUGUUGACAAAAUAUUGUUGCCGAUGCGCUUGUCCGCAACCAAGCAAGAAUCAAAAUCAACUCACUGUGUUUUGGGUGUGUUGGAUCUUAGCAAAAAGGUCAUUGAUUUAUAUGACUCGAUCUCUGACAAGAAGUAUGGUAGAAGAUCAAUGGCUCUUGCUAAAACAUACGGGCGAUUACUUCCAGACUUAUUGAAGGCAUUAUGUUUGAAGGAUGAACAUCCAAGCUAUGCCGAUGAGGUGAAAGUUUUUAGUGUUGUCCGAAAAGAAGAUGUGCCAAAACAGCCGGGCGCGGUUGAAUGUGGUGUAUAUAUGUUGAAAUUCAUCUCGCUGAUAAUGGAGGAUGGCUCGAUCGAUAAUUUCAAAGCAGAUGAGAUAAAUGAAUGGAGGAUCGAGUUAGCGGCCAAUCUUUGGCAACAUUGUAUGUGGAAGAAGGAGACUGGUUAUGCAACCCCAGAGGAGAAUGGGUAUGAUGACUAUGGAGACAAUGAAGUUAAUAUGUGCCCAUUUGAUUUAUAGUACUAUUUGUUCAUUUUUUUUUUUUAAUUUUAGAGAAAUAUGAAAUUUUAUGUGAAUGGGAGUAUUUUGUCUUAAAUUUUAAGUGAUAAAUUUUCUGAAUCAAGCUAUUCAA
This is a messenger RNA of Capsicum annuum, 895 nucleotides long. RefSeq lists its product as uncharacterized. Gene Ontology annotation, molecular function: cysteine-type peptidase activity. Bases 214 to 783 code for a protein of 189 amino acids. Gene Ontology annotation, biological process: proteolysis. NCBI's taxonomy places the organism in Eukaryota, Viridiplantae, Streptophyta, Magnoliopsida, Solanales, Solanaceae. The transcript is spliced from 3 exons. The record is from RefSeq and is a predicted model, not a curated record.